Messenger RNA from Talaromyces proteolyticus, 2780 nucleotides. Its product is annotated as putative ATP binding L-PSP endoribonuclease family protein. Gene Ontology annotation, molecular function: diphthine-ammonia ligase activity. The transcript has a single exon. Gene Ontology annotation, biological process: protein histidyl modification to diphthamide. NCBI's taxonomy places the organism in Eukaryota, Fungi, Ascomycota, Eurotiomycetes, Eurotiales, Trichocomaceae. Bases 155 to 2446 code for a protein of 763 amino acids. The record is from RefSeq and is a predicted model, not a curated record.
UAUCAUGAUCGCAACAAUAAACGAUAUCAGGCAGACUACUUAUAUAUGUCGCUGAUACAACUCGCGUCUUUAGGAAAAUUCAAAUUCGCGCGAAAAAUAAAAUCUUUUAGUGGCAUGCCCCUCACGGGAUUCUCCACCUUCAUCUAGAAGCACAAUGGCGUCAAAGCAUGACCCCGGCCUCAAUGUCAUUGCUUUAAUCUCUGGCGGCAAGGACUCGCUUUACUCUAUUUUGCACUGUAUACGAAAUGGACAUCGCGUCGUUGCCCUGGCAAACUUGCACCCGGCUGUCCCCGAGACACCGCAGCAUCAAGAGGAAGAUAUAGACAGUUUCAUGUAUCAAACAAUUGGACACAACAUCAUCCCCUUCUACGAAUCCGCACUACAAAUCCCCUUAUAUCGCGCCUCUAUUACCGGCAACGCAGUGGAUACUUCUAGAAUAUAUGGCAAUUCGGGCGACACUGGUACUGCUGACCAAGACGAGACUGAGUCGCUUGUCCCUCUUCUGAACCGCAUCAAACGGGAUCUGCCACAUGCGAAUGCAGUGUCAGCUGGUGCUAUCUUGUCGACGUACCAGCGAACCAGAAUUGAGAAUGUCGCGGGGAGGCUGGCUCUAGUCCCUCUCGCGUGGUUGUGGAUGUAUCCUGAACUGCCUCCUCCAGACGAAAGAAAGGAUAUUCCUACGAGGACUGGGCUUCUAGACGAUAUGGCGGCUGUGGGGUGUGAGGCUAGGAUUAUCAAGGUUGCUUCUGGGGGUCUUGAUGCAGAGACACUCUGGGAGAAUGUGUCUGCGGAGAAUAGCCUCGUGAGGAAGCGCAUUGAAAAGGCUAUGAAGCGUUUCGCGGCGAAUGAUUUGGAGGCUGCUGUUCUAGGGGAGGGUGGCGAGUAUGAGACUCUGGCUCUUGAUGGGCCAGCGUUUCUCUGGAAGAAGAGGAUUGUUGUUGAGGAGUCGGAUAGACAGGUACGCUCGGCGGGUGGUGGCGUGAGCUACACUACGAUACGGAAUGCGAGAUGUAUGACAAAGGAGACGGGGUUGUCGGUGGUCGAACCAAAGGAUAUUCGAAAACCAGCGCGGUUAGAUGGGUUGUUUUCGCAAGCCUUGCUGGAUUUGCAUGCAGAUACAGAACUGAGACCGCUGGACGGUUCAGGACAAUUGGAAAGCGCGGGUUACUCUACAUCUGAUAUAGAGCUAUGUCAAGCCUACGACGCAAAUUUGUGGAUGGUUUCUAAUAUUACUGCCCCAGAGGCUGGACCUGAAGCUGGCGCGCAGAUGCAUGGGAUAUCGAGAAAAUUGGAAGAUAUACUCUCGCAAGGCGUACCCUCAUGCGCAUCUGGUACGGAUGAUAUUGUGUUUGCAACGGUAUUACUCCGGUCAAUGAAAGAUUUUACGCCUAUGAACGAUGUUUAUGUCUCUCUUUUCACCAAACCGAAUCCGCCAGCCAGAGUCACAGUGGCUUGUGGAGAUUGUCUUCCUAAGGGGGUCGAAAUCAUGGUCUCAUUUGUCAUUGGCCUUGGUCCACGCGGCUUGAGGAAAGGCCUUCAUGUACAAUCCCGGUCGUACUGGGCCCCAGCAAACAUCGGACCAUACUCACAAGCCAUCACCGUGCCAUGUACAUCGAGUUCUGCGGUUGAGCAUACUGGCGGCCUGGUUUUCAUCGCUGGCCAGAUUCCGCUAGACCCACCAACCAUGGAGAUCCCCGACGGUGUUUUGCAGGAUGAGGAGCAUUGGUAUCCGAAUUUUAGUCUACAUGCAACACUGUCUUUACAACAUCUCUGGAGAAUUGGCCUUGCAACACAGGUCAAUUGGUGGCUAGGCGGGAUUGUGUUCUUGGCCAGGGACGCGCAGCGUGUGCAAUCAAAGGCACGAAUAGCUCACCGCCUGUGGCAAGCACUGAAUAAACAAAGUACCAAACAAGAAGACGACGAAGACAACGAUUUGGAUGUGUGGGAUAUCAAGCAUGGACUUCGGGACGACCCUAGACUGGCAACCCAGCACACUCAGCGUCUGCCAAACUUCGACACGGUGGAUGGCAAGCCUCUCAUUCCGCCUGUAUUUACCGUGGAAGUAGAGGAGCUUCCUCGCGGGAGCGACAUCGAGUGGCAAGCCCUCGGUACGACAUGUAGUCGUAUCACUACUCCGAUCGUUACACGCACCGCAGAUCCCGAUACAAGAAUAUGGUGCACGAGAAUAAAUAACAAUGCUGUGUCCUACACAAUUGAGAUUGGAGCAAGCAGUGACCGAGACACGGUUUUGGACGAUCGGCUUGAUGCACUGAUGUCUGACUUGCAGUGUGAUUUGGAGACGCCGCAUCCGACGAUCUAUACAGCCGCAUCUGUUUCUAUGCGGCGGUUGAAGGGCCAGAUUGUUCCUUGUAGGUCUGUCUGGGGGGACGAUGGACUGGAAAAGGUAGCUGUGGUCAUCAUGCGAUGUAUGUGUAGCACUGCAUGAUUCUACGUUUACCAUGGUCUUUGAAUGAUUGUAAUGAUUGUUGCUUUACCUGAUACAGCCGGUAUAAUGUAAAUAGAAUGACAAAAUAUACGUUAACACAAAGCCCUCGCUUAUAUGCUUUGGUUUUAAUCCAUAGAAAGAACAUACAUAUAAUUGAUGUUUGUAGAGGGUGAUAUGGGAUCAAAUAGCUUCAAUGACGUUGGAUACGGGGGGAGAGCGCCGGCUGAUAAGUACUUGGAAUUUGAGAAAAAGGAAUAAAGAUCACCAUGAUGAUUUAAUAUUUUAUACUAAAUAAUUGCUGAAUGUAAAAGGAAGUGUGCAAGCGAGAAUUGGU